Equus caballus (horse) is the source of this 2239-nucleotide messenger RNA. The record is from RefSeq and is a predicted model, not a curated record. NCBI's taxonomy places the organism in Eukaryota, Metazoa, Chordata, Mammalia, Perissodactyla, Equidae.
GGGAAUGAAAGAAAGGACUCAAAGACAACUCUGAGGUUUUGAUCAGAGCAAUGGAAAAAUGAGCGUCCGUUACUGAGAUACGGAAGGGAUGCAUUUGGGAGACAUCCAUGAGUUUGGUUGGCUGGCAUCCCAGAACCCAGAACUAGCGUGGGAGUGAGUGGGGGCUGGACCAUAAGAUGCCCUUCUCAAGCCUGAGCAAAAGAGAGUUGGUUUGAGUCCUAGGUGAGGAGGAGAGUGGAAAGCAGGGGCAUAGCCCAGCAUUAAAUGAAGUACAGAUGGGUUCUAAAACAACAGACCAAGAGCCAGAGGCUUGAAGGGACAAGAGUCUUCUCAAGGAGCCUGAUUGGGAGCCUUUGGGAAGACAGAGAGCUGCAAGGGGCACCAGGAGUUUGGAUUAAGGACAAUUGGCCAGGGUAUGACUUGAAUUUAUUCACAUACCCACAGCAUUAUUAUGGAGAUUUGGAAUAUGUCCUCUUACCUCGUGGCAUCAUUGUGGACAGAAUUGAGCGGCUGGCUAAGGAUAUUAUGAAAGAUUUAGGAUAUUGUGACAUUCUGAUCCUGUGUGUGCUUAAAGGAGGUUACAAGUUCUGUAUGGAUCUUGUCGAACACCUUAAGAACAUCAGUCGAAAUUCGGAUAGAUUUGUCUCUAUGAAGGUUGAUUUCAUCAGGCUAAAAUUUUGCAGGAAUGACGAGGCCAUGGACAAGAUGCAGAUAAUUGGAGGCGAUGAUCUUUCAACACUGGCUGGAAAGAAUGUCCUCAUUGUUAAGGAUCUUGUUGGAACUGGGAGGACCAUGAAAGCAUUGCUCAGCAGCAUAGAGAAAUACAAGCCCAACAUGAUUAAGGUAGCCAGUUUGUUGGUGAAGAGAACACCUGGAAGUGAUGGCUUUAGACCUGACUAUGCUGGAUUUGAGAUUCCAAACUUAUUUGUGGUGGGUUACGCCUUGGGCUACAAUGAAUACUUCCGAGAUCUGAAUCACAUAUGCGUGAUCAGUGAACACGGCAAGGAAAAGUAUCGAGUCUGAGGAAGUCACUUCUCACCGUCGAAUCUCCAGAUCGCGUCAGCCUUACAGCUACACUCAGGAAGCCAGCAUCUAAAGUUUGUCUCCCCAGGCCUCUUCACUCAGCAGGAAAUAAAAGAAAAAACUGUCUUAAUGAGAGGGCUUUCUUUUCUGAGAUUAUAACAUAAAGAGUAACAAAGGUUCUUAAGGAAAAGAAAGCAGUGCUUUUCUGUGACUUGUUCCAAAUCAUACACUCCGCCUUGUGACUCAUGGGUUCUGCCACCUUCACCCUCCUGAGCUAUACCUUCUUUUGUUUUGAUACAGUCAUCAUGCUUGAUUACUGUACCCCACCUAGUUACUCAAACAUUUUUUACUUAAUUUUUUUUUUACACUCUAUUUUGGUAAUAUUUUGCAAUCUUAAGAACCUAGAAGCCUUUUAAGUGAAGCUCUGAACCCAUCUACUGGGAAUGCAACUAGAUUCCCAUACUAAAAAAGGAGGGAAAGGACAAUUUAAUAUAAAUUUCUGUUUGCGUGUUUCUGACAGGCCGUUAUUAUCUGCUUUGACAAAGCCUUUCUGAACCGCAGCGUACAAUGAAUCUUAAUGAUGUUAUGAAAUGAGCCUGCGCUCAGUGCCAUUGAUUGGAGCUUCCGGUAUGUGAUAACGGUAUGUCAUGUAUGCAUGGAUGUACUCAACUGUGUUUAAUACUGUGAAUUUUAAUUAGAAAAAUACAAUGGCAGCAAGGCCCCGGUUUCUAAGCAGCAUCCUUUUAUUCAUGUGGGACAUGAGCAAAUGGCAGAAUUGGCGGGGAGGGGAAAGUGUUUUCAGUGCUCAAAACUAAGCGAGUAUAAAUUUUUCCUCUUACUUCCAUCAUAGGACAAGACACUAUUAUGUAUUAUCCUAAAGGUUAAUGCAGAGGUUGAAUUAUUUUUUCAGGUGGCCUGAUAAAAUCGAUCACACAAUCCAAACCACUAUAGAAAACAAGCUGACUUAAAGUUUUUUCUGCAUAACAUUUUUUCCAUCUUCACUGUUUUAUGAGAUGUUUUCUGAUUUGUGAGGAUUCUAAUUGAAAAUAAACUCAAGUGCCAAUAAAGCUGUUUUUUUCACUUCCUGAAAAGAACAAAUGCAAAAUAAAUAACUAAGCAGCUCUCGUUUGGUUCUGAACCAUAUGUGGCAUAUUGUUAUCAGGUUCUAGCUUCCUUUAAAGUAAUAAAGAAUAACAAACCUUGUUAUGUUUCAUAA